UUAAAUUUGUACCUUGCACAAUUCUUUUUCUGGUUUCAAAAGAAUCAGAAAAUCUUUACUAGGAAAGAUUUUGAGGUCUGAAGCGGUGAUGGUUGGAGCAACAGUAGUUGUCUGCAACACACAAAGAUGACAACUUGCUACGGCCAAAGGACAGAGAAUAAGCCAAUAAAACCUGCCACUGUCAAGCAGAAUCACACAUGGAGUGGCAUGAAAACGGAAGAACACGAUGGUUGGAAUGCUCUGGAGUGCCUCAGAGGGAGAUUGCUAGCAGAGAGACAUGCUUCAAAGGUUGCCAAAGAACAAGCAGAAUCAUUGUGCAACAAGUUCAAUGAGCUGGAAAAGAAGCUUAAAGAAGAGAUAAAACUAAGAGACAAAGCAGAAAGAAAGCUUAAGCUUUUAAAGAAGAAGCUUGAAUGUUUCAAUGUGUCUACCUCAUCAUGGCAAAAAUGUCAUUCGGGUGAGAAAUGUGAACUCUUCUGCGGAUCAUCUUUAUGUAGUGCAGUUUCGUUAGAAAAUGGAGUUCGCAACCACAAUGCUGCACAAGAACAUGCAAUCGUUCAUACCCACAAUAGUCCAUUCACCCCCAAAGAUGGUGAUAUUUCUCUGUUAGCUGAUACUUCAAGUUGUAUUUCAGACCUCGGUAACUUUCUCCCUCAAAUACCAGGCUUUCACUUUCAAGCUCAAAAUCAUUGCGGAAAGGUUAUAAUUCUCAGGGUAGCAAUGAUUAUUAUGGCUCAAAUCCAAACUCUGCUCAAGCUUCACCUGAAAUUAUUAGUCAGAAUCCAAAUCCUAGAUUAUAAUAGCAGGUAUUACAUUAGAAAAUGUGGAGACAUUAUAUUAGAUGAGGUAGUUUUUGUCCUUCAAUUUAAUCUGCUUGUGUUGACUAAUUACCAAUUUUCAACUUAAGAUGUGUUUUGGCCUUUCUAGGUUUCUAGUUUAAGUUCAAAACCACCAUGGCACUGCCAUUAGUUGAUGUGACUUUUCAAGCAACUUUGUAAUAAGAAACCAUUGAAUUAAGAGUGUUUGAAGCCACAGAUGCAUAGAGAAGAAGUCCAACGAAAAAAGUUGGCACAAAUUAUGACUGCAUAUUGAGAUAUUAACAAGCAGUGUGCAUUUUGGAAUAGUGAAUGGUGUGAUAAGAUGAUUGGUGUGAGGCAUUUACAUUUUAAACUUGAACUUGUGAGCUUCAGC
Molecule: messenger RNA, 1191 nt
Organism: Vigna unguiculata (cowpea)
Lineage: Eukaryota; Viridiplantae; Streptophyta; Magnoliopsida; Fabales; Fabaceae
Source: RefSeq, a predicted model, not a curated record